This is a messenger RNA of Arvicanthis niloticus (Nile rat), 4362 nucleotides long. The record is from RefSeq and is a predicted model, not a curated record. NCBI's taxonomy places the organism in Eukaryota, Metazoa, Chordata, Mammalia, Rodentia, Muridae.
GCCUGGGCAGGACACGCGCGCCUCGCGUGGGCGCGUGGGGGGCUCGGUAAAGUCUGUUUUUCAACAAUGUCGAAGUCAAACAAUUGCUUUUUUUCCAUGGAUAAUUUGUUUUUCAGUAGCCCAGAUGAAACUGAAAACUUUCCAGUUAAGGAAAAAUCACUGGAUUGGUUUCUCCCUCCAGCUCCACUGAUUCCAGAAAUUCCAGAUAUUCAAGAAUUAGAGGAAGAAAUUGAAAGUUAUAAGCUAUUAGGAAAAGGAAAGAUGCCAAAAAUGUUAACAUCAAACUUGAAAAUUAUUAAUGAAGACAAAAACUGUAUUUCACCAACACAAAAAUUCCAUUUUCCCUAUAAUGUACAUGAACAGGAUUACCUAAAUUUAGGAGGAUCAAGUAACAAUGACAUGUCACAUAUAGCCGGCAAGCUGGUGUAUGGUUCUCAGAGAUAUAAAAAUCACAUGAAUGAUGAGAGUCCACCUGUAAAGGACAGUCCUGAAGAUACAAAAUUACAUAACGCUGCAGAAGACAGAGAGGACACAUCAGCACUCAACAAAAGAUUAUCUAGACCAUGUGACAAUGUACAUGAAUGUGACUAUGCUAAUGGAAGUUUAAACUUGAAUUCUCAUAUUGGCCCAGUGAAACUUACCCAAACAAAAAUAAGCAAAGAGAAAUCAUGGAACUGUAGCAAUAGUAAGCAGAAACUUCAAUAUUCUACAAACAAAUUCAAAGCAAAUGAUACCUUUCCUGUUUCUGGAACUGGAAAAGACAUAUUCAAAGCACCAUCAUUUUCUGCUGCAUCUCAGCCUCAUGACAUUCAAGGCAUAACCCCAAAUGACUUAGGUUCCUUGAAGGCUGUCACAGAAAUUCCUGCAAAAUUUAGAGGUAUAUUCAAAGAAUUCCCUUACUUCAACUAUGUCCAGUCCAAAGCCUUUGAUGAUCUUCUUUACACAGAUAGAAAUUUUGUGAUUUGUGCCCCCACUGGUUCUGGGAAAACUGUAGUGUUUGAGCUAGCAAUAACAAGAUUAUUAAUGGAAGUACCAUUGCCAUGGCUGAACAUGAAAAUUGUUUACAUGGCACCAAUAAAAGCCCUUUGUAGUCAGCGGUUUGAUGACUGGAAAGAAAAAUUUGGACCAAUGGGCUUGAAUUGUAAAGAACUUACUGGAGACACAGUAACGGAUGACCUGUUUGAGAUUCAGCAUGCCAAUAUAAUUAUGACAACUCCAGAGAAGUGGGACAGUAUGACUAGGAAGUGGAGAGACAACUCUUUGAUCCAGCUGGUGCGACUGUUUCUCAUUGAUGAGGUGCACGUUAUUAAAGAUGAAAACCGUGGUCCAACUCUUGAGGUCGUAGUAAGCAGAAUGAAAACUGUGCAGUCUUCAUCCAGGGCCUUAGAAAACACCAGCCCUGCUCCAGUGAGAUUUGUAGCUGUAUCGGCAACAAUUCCCAACGCUGAGGAUAUUGCAGAUUGGCUUUCAGAUGGUGAAAGACCUGCCAUAUGUCUGAAAAUGGAUGAGAGCCAUAGACCUGUGAAACUUCAGAAAGUGGUCCUGGGUUUUCCCUGGAGUAGUAACCAAACUGAAUUUAAGUUUGAUUUGGCCCUCAACUAUAAAGUGUACAGUGUUAUACGGACAUACUCCGAUCAGAAGCCCACACUUGUGUUUUGUGCAACAAGAAAAGGUGUGCAGCAGGCUGCUUCUGUUCUUGUGAAGGAUGCUAAGUUUGUCAUCACCGUGGAGCAGAAACUACGGUUGCAGAAGGCUGCAUAUUCUAUAAGGGAUUCAAAGCUAAAAGAUUCCUUGGUAUAUGGUGUUGGCUACCAUCAUGCUGGAAUGGAGCUGUCAGAUAGAAAACUGGUUGAAGGGUUGUUUACUUCUGGAGAUCUACCAGUUCUUUUUACUACCAGUACUCUAGCUAUGGGGGUGAACUUGCCGGCUCACCUGGUCAUUAUAAAGUCUACCAUGCACUACACUGGAGGCGUGUUUGAGGAGUACAGCGAGACCGACAUCCUGCAGAUGGUUGGGAGAGCUGGCAGACCCCAGUUUGACACCACAGCUACUGCAGUUAUUAUGACUCGAUUAAGUACAAGAGAGAAGUACGUUCAGAUGAUAACUUGUAACGACACUGUAGAAAGCAGUUUGCACAGACAUCUCAUUGAACAUUUAAAUGCAGAGAUAGUGCUGCACACCAUCACAGACGUGAACAUUGCUCUGGACUGGAUCCGAUCAACACUGCUGUACAUCAGAGCUCUGAAAAACCCAGCUCACUAUGGUUUUGUGUCUGGAUUGAACAAAGAUGGAAUUGAAGCAAAAUUACAAGAAUUAUGUUUGAAGAAUCUUAAAGAUUUAUCAUCACUAGACCUGAUAAAGAUGGAUGAAGACAUUAAUUUUAAACCAACAGAGGCAGGAAGAUUAAUGGCGUGGUAUUAUAUUACAUUUGAGACAGUGAAGAAGUUUUGUGCAAUCAAUGGAAAAGAAACUAUAUCAGAUUUAAUUUCAAUGAUAUCCAGCUGCGAUGAGUUUCUAGAUGUGCAGCUGAGGAUAAGCGAAAAGAGAACACUGAACACUUUAAACAAAGACCCAAACCGGAUAACUAUCAGAUUUCCAAUGGAAGGGAGAAUUAAAACAAGAGAAAUGAAAGUAAACUGUCUUAUUCAGGCUCAGCUAGGAUGCAUUCCUAUACAAGACUUUGCUUUGACACAAGAUACCUCGAAGAUUUUCAGAAACGGCUCACGAAUUGCAAGAUGGUUGUCAGAUUUUGUGGCUGCUCAGAAAAAGAAGUUUGCUGUGCUUUUAAACAGUGUGAUUUUAGCUAAAUGUUUUAAGUGUAAACUCUGGGAAAACUCUCAACAUGUAUCUAAACAGCUGGAUAAAAUUGGCAUAUCAUUGUCAAAUACCAUGGUAAAUGCAGGGUUGACUUCUUUUAAAAAAAUAGAAGAAGCAAAUGCAAGAGAACUUGAACUGAUUUUAAAUAGGCACCCGCCAUUUGGGACCCAGAUAAAAGAAGCUGUGACGUAUCUGCCAAAGUAUGAGCUUGAGGUAGAGCAGAUUGCAAGAUACAGUGAUACCAAGGCAGAGAUACUGGUGACCAUUAUAUUAAGAAACUUUGAGCAGCUGCAGACUAAAAGAACAGCACCAGACUUUCACUAUGCCUCCUUAAUCAUAGGCGAUGCAGAUAACCAGGUCAUUUUUAAGCACAAAAUUAUGGAUUCUGUCUUGUUAAAAAGUGGCAAUUGGGUUAAAAAAAUUGAUGUGAAGAGAGCUCUUAAAUCAGAAGAUCUCAGCAUAAAUCUAAUUAGUUCUGAUUAUGUUGGUCUUGAUAUUCACCAGAAAUUUACAGUCUUUUAUUUAGGACCCAGGAAGUUUUUAAAUCAAACAGUUAUGAAAAGAAACUCAGAAUCAGGUAUUUCUCAUUCUGAAUACUCAGAUAGAGCUACUGCAGCAGGAUCCAGUAAAGGAAUGACUACCUGCAAAAAACCUGGGAACCGAGAAUGCCAUCAUCACUGUAAAAAUAAACAUGCUUGUGGACAUGACUGCUGUAAAAUUGGAGUUGCACAAAAGACAGAAGUUAAAGAGUCAGCAGUGUCUUCAUAUCUGUCUGACUUAAAAAGCAGAGAUGCUGUUUCUUCUCUUCCUCCAGCUAAGCGACUCAAGAUACAGAUGAACAAAUCUCAAAAUGUGGACCUUAAAGAGUUUGGUUUUACUCCAAGGCCUUCCCUUUCCAGUAUAUCAAGAUCAAAAUAUUUAAACAUCCCUGAAUUGCCAAUAUUAGAACAGAGGAAUCAGCAUGAAAUCUAUGGAAAAGUUCAACAGGGACCAUCUGAAUACUGUGACAAAGAAGUUUCCAGUGUGAACUCAGAGCUGGGAAAUGAAGUUUGGGAUGACUUUGAUGACGAAAGCUUACUGGAAGUCAUGAGCCUUUCAGCUGAUGCUGAGAAGACAGCUGUAUCAGGAUUUGGACAUACUCAUGAUUCAAGUCUUGGUGGAAGUAAGCUACCCUUCCAAAAGUCAAGCAACAGAUUCCAAAGAGACAUCUCAAACAGUUUUGUUUCAUCACCUGAGAAGACAGAUGUUCAUUUACCAGAUUGCUCCAUGUCCAACUUUGGGCCGUCCUCUGUGGCAGAGUUCCCGCAACAAGCUGGAAAUGCAAGUCUUGUCAAUUUACAAGAGAGAAGACAGCCGACUCUCUCACCAGUGAUUGAGAGAAUGUGCUUUACUAAGAAAAUACCACAGUCUCCCAAUUUUAAGGAAGUGGAUAUUUUUAUUGGAAACAGCGGCUCUAAACAGGAAAUUGAUCUUAGUAAGUAUUAUCCUGAUGAUCCAGCUGAAGAAAUGAAAGCUCUUCUGGGAAUAUUUAAUGGCAUUUUCUAA